Paramormyrops kingsleyae is the source of this 1260-nucleotide messenger RNA. RefSeq names its product deoxythymidylate kinase (thymidylate kinase) (gene dtymk). Gene Ontology annotation, biological process: dUDP biosynthetic process; dTTP biosynthetic process; dTDP biosynthetic process. The record is from RefSeq and is a predicted model, not a curated record. Gene Ontology annotation, cellular component: cytoplasm; mitochondrion; cytosol. Gene Ontology annotation, molecular function: dTMP kinase activity; ATP binding; nucleoside diphosphate kinase activity. Lineage: Eukaryota; Metazoa; Chordata; Actinopteri; Osteoglossiformes; Mormyridae.
UGCGUAGGCCGGAGCCCCUCCUAGACGUAGCGAUGCCACCGAGGUUUAUCGUAUAGCUGCCCUACUUCCGUUUUAGAAAAGGCGCGCAAGAAGUAAUGGUGCACAGCUGCCCGAGCCAAGAAAGCGAGGGAAAGUGGAUGUUUAAAUAAGAAUAAUAAUGAUGGGUAGAAGAGGGGCUCUUAUAAUACUGGAAGGGGUUGACAGGGCUGGCAAAACUACGCAGUGCAAAAAGCUGGUUCAGGCGCUGCAGAAAAAUGGUCGGCCGGCUGAAAUGAUGAGAUUUCCAGACCGAACAACUAUGAUCGGCCAGAUGAUUAGCUCCUACCUUGAGAAGAAGACCAACCUGGAGGAUCACACGGUGCACUUGCUUUUCUCCGCCAAUCGCUGGGAACUGGCGCCUCUGAUCAAGAAGAAGCUGCAGCAGGGUGUGACUCUGGUGGUGGACAGAUAUGCCUUCUCGGGGGUGGCCUUCACCAGCGCCAAGCCGGGGUUCUGCUUGGAGUGGUGCAGGAACCCGGACGUGGGGCUGCCCAAACCGGACCUGGUGCUGUUCCUGCAGCUGAGCCCGGCCGAGGCGGCGAAGAGGGGCCAGUUUGGGGUCGAGCGUUACGAGACCAGCGACUUCCAGCAAACUGUGCAGCACAGGUUCAAUCAGCUGAUGAAGGAUCCAUCCUUGAACUGGCAGGUGAUGGAUGCCACCAAGGGCAUGGAGGAUUUGCACCAGGAGAUCCUGAGGCAGAGCGAAGCUGCGAUCGCAGAGGCCGAAAGCCAGCCAAUUAAAGAGCUGUGGAAGGAAGGAAGUGCCGUGCCCUGCUGACCGGCCCUCCAAUCAGGCGGCUGCUACGGUACACAGCUGGACAUCGCAUAAUGCCCAGUGAUCCAAUGCUGCUCUCCCUGCAAAACAGGUCACUGGCAUCUGUCUGGUUGGACACUGCUGAGCACUGCACAUGUUGGGGUGAAGACGAGAGCCUGAAACACUUUAUGCUUUUUCUUAUUUAAAUAACAUAUCAUCACCUGUUUACCCAGAGCACCAAACCUCAGCAAAAUAACCUUUUAGUAGUUCUAGUCUGAAAUAUUUUUAUUACCUAUUAAACACAAUACAUAUGCUAAGUGUGUCAUUAGCCACAAACGGUGAACCUCAAAACUUUGUUUUUAAUGAGCUUUAACUUUAUUUCAUUUAUGACAUUCCUGGAGUAUGUUUAUACUGCCAGGGUUGCAUUUUAAGUGCUAUCCCAUAAUAAACACAACUGCUGAAGGUAA